Oldenlandia corymbosa var. corymbosa is the source of this 985-nucleotide messenger RNA. Lineage: Eukaryota; Viridiplantae; Streptophyta; Magnoliopsida; Gentianales; Rubiaceae. The record is from the annotation of a GenBank genome assembly.
CAUCUCCCUCUUUCCAUUAAAUUUUUUGUUUCAUUUCCAAACCUACACAAUGGAAAACCAUCAAGUUGAGGUGAAAAUCCCAGAAAUAAUGCUGAAUUCUGGUCACAAAAUGCCAGUGAUUGGGUUUGGAUGCGCUAUUCUACCUCCUCUACCACAAGAGGAAGAGGUAACAAUAUUCAUACAAGCCAUGGAGAAUGGUUACCGGCACUUUGAUACUGCGUCGUAUUAUGGCUCGGAGGAGGCUCUUGGUGAAGCCAUAGCUAAAGCCUUGGAGAUUGGAUUGAUUAAGGAUAGGGAUGAAUUGUUCAUCACCUCUAAACUUUGGGUUACCGACACUCACUAUGACCUUGUUCUUCCGGCCAUCAAAACCACUCUCAGUAAAUUGAGGCUGGAUUAUUUGGACCUUUACUUGGUUCACUGGCCAGUGCGAGUGAAGCGUGAUGCCAACGUGAACCAUCUCUUAGAAGGCGAAGUUCUGCCCUUUGAUAUGCAUGGAACUUGGAAGGCCAUGGAAGAAUGCUGCGAAUUGGGAUUGACCAAAUCCAUAGGUUUGAGCAACUUCACUUGUGAAAAAAUCUCAAAGCUCUUACAAAAUGCCACCAUCCAACCAGCUAUUAAUCAGGUUGCUUUGAGAUGGAUAUAUGAACAAGGGGCAAGUCUCGUUGUGAAGAGCACGAACAAGGAGAGAAUGAAGCAAAACCUCAAAAUAUUCGAUUGGGAAUUAGCUGAGGAAGAAAAAGAGAAAAUUCUUCACAUAACUCAGAGGAGACUAGGUAAAGCAGAUGGAUUCAUUGUGCCAAAUGGUCCAAUCAAAUCCGUUGAAGAAUUUUGGGACGGAGACUUAUGACUGUUACUCCACUUUCCCACAAUUUCUCGACUCUGUUAAAUCGGGAAGUUUCAAAAAUACCAAGACUGAUUUUAAUUAUUAUGCCCAAUGUAUUAUGGUCAACAAUUUCCUACACAUUGUAUCUAUUGUAGAACUCCC